AUGAUAGGAGCAAUUUGUUCUGGUAUGUACAAAGUGUCAAGCAAUGAAUAUUACUUCUUUGACUCUCAUUCACAUGACAAUGAUGGCAUGUCUGCCUGUGAUGGUAAAUCAGUACUAGUACAAAGCAAGGGUAUUGAUGAUUUGGUGUCAUAUUUGUACAGUAUGUAUAACAGCAUGCAUAUAGACUUUGCAAUGCAGUUUGAAAUCUUACCAAUCUCAAUUAAGACUUUGAAUCAUAGUUUUCCAGAAAAAAACCCAUUACAGAAAAGAUUUUACAAAAUGGAUGAACAUCUCUCAACUGUGACAAAUUCAGAAGAUCAAAACCUAUGCAGAAAAAAUUAUAUGAGAGAGUACAUGAGGAAAAGAAGAGAGAAUGUACAAUUUAAGCAAGUCGAAAGAAACAAAGGUGCACAAGCAAAAAAGUUAAAGAGACAAAAUGAUGAUAUGAAAAGCAAAGAAACUGAAAUGGGAACAAAUACAAGGAAAUUAAAAAGGCAGAAUGCUGAAAUAAAAAAGAAAGAAAAUGAAAGAGAAACAGCUGCUAGAAAGUUAAAACGACAAGAUAUCGAAAUUAAAGAGAAAGAAAGGAAAAUGGAUAAGUUUGCAAGAAAGAUGAAGCGACAAGAUGCUGAAAUUAAAGAGAAAGAAAGGAAAUUGAAUACUGCUGGUAGGAAGGUAAGAAGACAAAAUGUAGAAAUAAAAGAAAAAGAAAGGGAAAUGGAUAAGUCUGCAAGAAAAUUAAAGCGACAAGAUAUUGAAAUUAAAGACAAAGAAAGGAAAAUGAAUACUGCUGGCAGAAAGUUAAAAAGACAAAAUGAAGAAAUAAAAGAGAAAGAAAGGGAAAUGAAUACUGCUGGUAGAAAGUUAAAAAGACAAAAUGAAGAAACAAAAGAGAAAGAAAGGGAAAUGAAUACUGCUGGUAGAAAGUUAAAAAGACAAAAUGAAGAAAUAAAAGAGAAAGAAAGGGAAAUGAAUACUGCUGGUAGAAAGUUAAAAAGACAAAAUGAAGAAAUAAAAGAGAAAGAAAGGGAAAAGAAUACUGCUGGUAGAAAGUUAAAAAGACAAAAUGAAGAAAUAAAAGAGAAAGAAAGGGAAAUGAAUACUGCUGGUAGAAAGUUAAAAAGACUAAACGAAGAAAUAAAAGAAAAAGAAAGGGAAAUGGAUAAGUUUGCAAGAAAAUUAAAGCGACACGAUAUUGAAAUUAAAGACAAAGAAAGGAAAAUGAAUACUGCCAGUAGGAAGGUAAAAAGACAAAAUGUAGAAAUAAAACAGAAAGAAAGGGAAAUUGAUAUGUAUUCAAGAAAACUUAAGCGACAAGAUACUGAAAUUAAAGAGAAAGAAAAGAAAUUGAAUACAGCUGGUAGAAAGUUAAAGCGUCAGAAUGUUGAAGUGCAAGAAAGAGAAAAAGAGGGCAGUAGAAUUUCAAAAAGAAAAUUCAGAGAAAACCCAAUUGCUCUUGAAAAAGAACGGUUAAGAAAACAAGCUAAACGAAGUAACAUUUCCUAUAGAGAAAAUGAGAGAUUGCUAAACAGGGAACAAAAACAAAAGAAAAGAACAGAUACAGAAUAUUGUGAAAAAGUAAAUGAACAACAGAGACGGAAAGGAUUUGGACUAGAUAUAGCGGAUUGCAUCCAAAAUUUUCAUGAACAGAUUAGACAUGGUCCAAUUUUUGUAUGCUCAUGUUGUCAGCAAACAUGGUUCAGAGAGAGUGUUUCUAAAGUGGAAAACACCAAACUAGAUGAUAAAUGUAAAAACAAGUUUCUUACUAGUUCUAGGUCUGUUGAAAAUAUGGAAUGGAUAUGCAAUACUUGCUAUUCAUCACUUAGAGAAAACAAAAUUCCAAAAUUGUCUGUCUUUAAUGGUAUGAUGUGGCCACUUAAGCCAAUAGAAUUAGACUUGUUUCCUUUAGAAGAAAGGCUUGUGUCUCUGAGAAUACCUUUUAUGCAAAUUAGAGAGUUGCCAAGAGGUGGACAGUAUUCUGUAAGAGGAAAUAUUGUGAAUGUUCCUGUUGAUAUUCAACCUACUAUAAAUAGCCUGCCAAGAAAAUUAGAUGAAAAUGUCACAGUUCCUGUAAAAUUAAAGAAAAGGUUGUCGUAUCAAAAAUGUGAUUUUCAUGAAAAUGUACGACCAACAAAAGUACUGAUGGCAUUACACUGGCUUAUAAACAACAGUGACUUUUACAAGAAUGCAAACAUUAAUGUUGAUGAUAACUGGUUUCAAGAAAUUACAACUUCAGCAAGUGAAAUUAUUCAGGAAUUGGUGAAAACACAAAUGACAAGCAACCAAAAUAUUGAUUGUCUGGAGACGGUUGAUAAUGAUGACGAUGAAUUCUGUGAAGUAGAUGGAGUUGGUGGAGAUGGUAAUUGCGAUACUCUGUUAGAUGAUACUUCACAGGACAUGAAUCAGGUUUACACAUUUGCUCCAGGUGAAGGACAACGCCCGCUUAGUUUAUAUCAAGAUCCAAGUGCUGAAUAUUUAUCUUUUCCGUCAAUUUUUUGUGGAAAGGGAAGAUUACAAGAUGAUGAAAGACAAGUACGUGUGUCUUAUGCAGAUAUAGCUAAAUGGGAAUUAAGAAGUGUUGAUAGACGUGCUGCCCAGUCUGUUCCAAAUUUGUUUUUUAAGUUGAAAAAAAUACAAAUGAAGCAAGUUACAGACAAAUGCAACCUGGCUCUUAGGAAAUGCAAAACCAAAGGAAAAUCCAUGACUGCAAACGAAAUGAAAAAUCCUGAAAAUGUGAAUAAUCUUGUUAGACAUAAUGAAGGUUUCUUUGUGUUCAGGCAGUUACGAAAUUCUCCGGCAUAUCUUGAGACUAGAAAAAAAGAUGUUUUUGCUAUGAUCAGACAGCUAGGUCUACCAACAUGGUUUAUGUCACUGUCUGCUGCAGAUACAAGAUGGAAUGAUCUCAUUAGAGCACUUGGGGUGUUAAAUGAUAGAAAGGAAUACACAGAUGAACAAAUUGAGAGCAUGACUUGGUUUGAAAAAUCAAAAUUAGUACAAAAGGAUCCUAUCACCUGCUCUAGGUACUUUGAUCAUAAGUUCCGUAUGUUUAUGAAUUCAGUGUUGAGAAGUGAUCAUCAUCCAAUUGGCAUUGUAAAAGACUUCUUUUACAGAACUGAAUUUCAGCAAAGAGGAUCACCACAUAUUCAUAUGAUUGUUUGGAUACAAAAUGCACCAAAAUAUCAUGAAAGUAAUGAAAAGGAGAUAGUAAAUUAUGUAGAUAAUUACCUGAAAUGUGAAAAGAAUGAAGAGGAUGAUUUGACAGGCUUACAAGUACACAAACAUUCACAAACAUGUAAAAAGAGAGGUAAAGCUGUAUGCAGAUUUGGCUUUCCUCUUCCUCCUCUUGAAGAGACUUUGAUUUUGGAGCCACUAGAGUGUGAUGUUGACAAAUACAAGAAAAUAUAUGAUGACAUUCAAAAACAGUUAAAUGAUAUGAAAAAUGGAUGUGAUUUGUCCUACGAGGAACUCCUGGGCACAGUACUAAAGAUAUCUAAGGAAGAUUACAUUAAAUGCAUUAGAAGUUCACUUAGAGGUCCAAAAGUUUUCCUAAAAAGAAAGCCAUGUGAUAUGAGGGUAAACUCAUACAACAGUGUUGUUCUUGAUGCUUGGAAAGCUAACAUUGAUAUUCAGUAUAUUUUGGACCCAUAUGCCUGUGCAAUGUAUAUUGUUUCUUAUAUAAGUAAAUCUCAAAGAGGGAUGAGCGAUUUACUUAACAGAGCUGCAAAGGAAGCUAGAGAAGGAAAUCUUGACAUAAAAAGACAGGUGCGCCACAUUGGAAAUCAUUUUCUCAACAGUGUAGAAGUUGGAGCACAGGAAGCAGCAUAUUUAGUGUUACAAAUGCCAAUGACAAAAGCAUCAAGAGAUGUUGUUUUUCUCAACACAAGUCCCUCAGAUGACCGAGUAAUUCUCAUCAAAACAGAUGCUGAAUUGGAAAAGUUAACGCCAAAUUCUACAGAUGUGGAAUGUAGCAAUGUAAUUAAACGGUAUGCAAAACGCCCAAAGCAGCUUGAAAACUGGUGUUUAGCCGAUUAUGUAUCACAGCUAGAUGUUGUAUUUCCUAAAGAUAAUGAAAAAGAGUUCGCUGAAAAUGAAGUGAAUGAUGAUGAUCAGGACAAUCAGUCAGAUGACGAAGACAAUUCAGAUCUUGAUUUUGGUGAAAGUGAUACACUUGUUACUCUAAGAAAUGGCAUAAAAAUUAGAAGACGGAAAGUACCAAGGGUAAUUAGAUAUGUGAGGUUUAAUAUAAAAACUGAUCCAGAAAAUUACUAUAGAGAAAAACUUAUGUUGUUUAUGCCUUGGAGACAUGAAUCCAUUGAUCUAAUAUCAGGAACUGACACCUUUGAGAAGUCAUUUCAUCUGAAGAAGUCCUUUCUUACACACAAGGUCAAGGAAUAUGAAUUCAAUGCUGAACAGCUUGAUGCAGCUUUGCAAAUGGCAACUGAGGAUUUUUCAGAAGCUUUUGAUGAAUUGGCACCAAAUGCCCAACAAAGAGAAGCAGAAGAUGAAAAUGAGGGAUCUCUUGAAUCUGAAAACUUUGUUCAAUUUAAUCCUGAGAGGCCUAUUGAACAGAGACAGUAUGAUAUAGGAUCAGAUAUUGGCAUUCCAUCAACAAGACAAAUAACUGAAGAAAGUUCUGUUAGAUUGCCUGACAGUGAAUACUUGAAACUUUUAGGAAGUCUAAAUGUAAAGCAGCGGGAAUUUUUUAAUCAUGUCUUGCAUUGGGUCAAAACAAAGAGAGAACCUAUUUAUUCAUUUUUAUCAGGAGGUGCUGGUGUUGGCAAAUCUGUUUUGAUAGGAGCACUUUAUCAAGCUCUGCACAGAUAUCUAUGUUCCAUAGAAGGUGAAAAUCCAGAUGAUAUAAGAAUACUUCUUUGUGCUUAUACUGGCAAGGCAGCAUACAACAUUGGAGGGGCAACUAUAGCAUCUGCUUUCCAUCAAAAAAUUAAUCAAAGUCAACAAAGCUUGCAUUGUGAUGAAUUGAAUACAUUUCGUACGAAAUACCAAAACCUAAAAUUGAUCAUAAUUGAUGAGAUAUCCAUGGUUGGAAAUAGGUCAUUAGCACUCAUUGAUAGUCGUCUGCAACUUCUUACAGGCAUCAAGAAACCAUUUGGUGGCAUUAGUAUCAUAGCUGUUGGUGAUUUCUUUCACCUUAAACCUGUAAUGGACACCGUUGGAUCUUUCAGGAUUUAA
Molecule: messenger RNA, 5190 nt
Organism: Saccostrea echinata
Lineage: Eukaryota; Metazoa; Mollusca; Bivalvia; Ostreida; Ostreidae
Exons: 1
Coding region: 1-5190 (1729 amino acids)
Biological process (GO): DNA repair; telomere maintenance
Molecular function (GO): DNA helicase activity
Source: RefSeq, a predicted model, not a curated record